Erigeron canadensis is the source of this 1080-nucleotide messenger RNA. RefSeq lists its product as uncharacterized. The transcript is spliced from 5 exons. The record is from RefSeq and is a predicted model, not a curated record. The coding region runs from base 51 to 782 and encodes 243 amino acids. NCBI's taxonomy places the organism in Eukaryota, Viridiplantae, Streptophyta, Magnoliopsida, Asterales, Asteraceae.
UUAGUAUAAUAUAUGGCCAAAAAAGCUUCAGAGAAGGUGCCAAACUGACCAUGAACCCUUUUGUUGGUUCCUCUACUAGAUUUCUUCCCAGGCCCAUCCUAAUCCACCACAGCCUGAAGCAAUUUGGUUGCAAGCCAUGUUGCAGUCAGACUAGUAGGCAGAACCUAAAAAAGUUAUGGCCAUCUGUUUCUCUAUGCCUCUUUGGGUGUGGUUUCCUUUUGGGUCCAGUUUUAGACGGCAUCCACUCCCGGGUGAACCUUGUCGUAUACCAAACUGGCUCCAUUGAUAUUGGCCCUCUCCACACCAACAUCUGGGUUCCUCCAUUGCUUGGAUUGUUUUAUACCACUGUCGGUUUGCUACAACUUUUUGUGGAUGAAAAAUUUCUAGCAAAGCCUCCGGAGGAUGGUUUCAACAAACUCCUUGCAACUCUCAUAGCAUUGGUGGUGUUCUUAGAUUUAAGCGCCGAAUUAUACAAAGCUGGAGUUGCAGACAACGUGGAAGCUUACAUACUGUUUGCAGGUGCCGAGUUGAUUUGGUUAGCCCUGGAUCGGACUAAAGUUGGAUUUGCAUUGGCUUGUAUCAUUGGUCUUGUCUGUCCUCUUGCCGAGAUUCCUGUUAUGAAACUGUUCCAUCUAUGGUACUAUCCCCAGGCAAACAUUGAGAUUUUGGGUCAGGGUCUAGUUACAUGGACUCUCACUUGCUAUUUUGCCUACACUCCGUUCUUGAUUGCAUUGUCACGUUGGGUCAAGACGGCUGUAGCGAAUGCAGCAACAGAAAAAUAGUAAAUUCGUUAUGGGACAGAAGCAUUUUCAGUGUAGCAGUCAAAGUUUAUGAGAGAUUAAGCAGCAUAUCGUCAACAUACAAGUGAAUCAAAUGUUACUCUUGUGUAGUUGUGUUGACUGUUACACUAACAUUGUUGAGCUUGAAAAUUUGGGUGUGUUUGGCAAGUAUACUUUUAUACUAUCUUUUAUGCAAUUUCUGGGCCCGAUGUUGUCUGCAAGAAAUACUAUCCAGUUGAAGAUUGAGAAAAGAAUUGUGGCCACCACUGGUUCAACAUGUUUGUCUAGUCUGUUUUCAAAA